AGCCAUGGCAUUGUCGCUGGAAGAGUUCGUUCACUCCCUUGACCUCAGGACGCUUCCUAGGGUCCUAGAAGUCCAGUCAGGCAUCUAUUUUGAAGGUUCCAUUUACGAAAUGUUUGGAAAUGAAUGCUGUUUGUCAACAGGAGAAGUGAUUAAAGUUACUGGUCUCAAAAUUAAGAAGAUCAUAGCUGAAAUUUCUGAGCACAUUGAGGGUUGUGAGUCUCUACAACCAUUUGAGCUGCCUAUGAAUUUUCCAGGUGCAAAUCAGUUUAUCCUGGAGUUAGAGUCGGUUCUUAACAAAUCUGAACCUGAUGCUCUGAUGAUGUUGUCUGAUCGCCCAGAAUCAGUUUAUCCUGGAGUUAGAAUCGGUUCUUAA
Messenger RNA from Enhydra lutris kenyoni (northern sea otter), 373 nucleotides. Its product is annotated as protein THEMIS-like. Gene Ontology annotation, biological process: T cell receptor signaling pathway. Bases 5 to 373 code for a protein of 122 amino acids. NCBI's taxonomy places the organism in Eukaryota, Metazoa, Chordata, Mammalia, Carnivora, Mustelidae. The record is from RefSeq and is a predicted model, not a curated record. The transcript has 3 exons.